CGCCUCAUUGGGCCAGAAUUUCCGUCUCGUGCCGAGUCGCUUUUAUUGCCGAACGUCGAAGCGCUUUGGGCGACUUCAGAGUUUCGUGCUGCUGCAGCAUGGCAAGUAAAAGCAAGCAACAAUUGGCAGGUAAAUGCGAGCAAGACAGCCGGCCCAUAGAGAAGAAAGUCAAAGGUGCUGGCGACAAUGUUACGGAGACAGACUCCUUUAUACAAAGCAACAUGUUCGACCCUGCAGAAGAAUAUCGGAUGACCCAUAAGCGGCGUGGAAUCGCUCUCAUCUUUAACCAAGAGCGUUUCUUCUGGUAUUUGGCCAUGCCCAAUAGGAACGGCACAAACGCAGACAAGGAGAACUUGAUGAGAAGGCUGACGGAGCUCAAUUUUGACGUCCGGGCAUAUGACGAUCUGAAAGUGGAGGACAUGUGGAACAAGAUUAUGGACGCGGCUGCCGAGGACCACAGCAAUGCAGACUGCUUCUUGUGCGUCUUUUUGAGCCAUGGUGAAAACGAUCACGUGUACGCCUAUGAUGCCAAAGUGAAAAUUCAGGAUCUGACCACCCAGUUUAAGGGGGACAAGUGCAAGAGCCUAGUUGGCAAGCCCAAGAUUUUUAUAAUCCAGGCCUGUCGUGGUGACAAGCAUGAUGAGCCCGUGGUUCCAAUGGACAGUGUGGACAGCCAGGCGAAUGAAGUGGUGGCCGAUGCUGGCGCCGUGUACACCCUGCCAGCUGGCGCAGACUUCAUCAUGUGCUACUCUGUGGCAGAAGGCUACUAUUCCCACCGAGAGACCGUCAACGGCUCCUGGUACAUUCAGGACUUGUGUGCCGCCCUCAAGAAGUUUGGCACCACGCUGGAGUUCACGGAGAUCUUAACACUUGUCAACCGGAAAGUGGCUGCGAGAUGUGUAGACCGGUGUGCCGACCGCAGCGCCGUCGGCAAAAAGCAAGUGCCCUGCUUUGCUUCAAUGUUGACCAAGAAGAUGUACUUUCGGCCGAAAUCGAGCUAAGCAAAGGACGCAGGGGCCGGCGAAUGGCUUUCACGUUUUUAAACGAAGGGGGAUUUUCUGUCUGUUGGGAAAUGGCGGCUGCUGAUAGGACUCGAGUCCUGGAAGCAGCGGAGGGAUUGGACACUUCGAGGAUCAAAAGGGAAACGACUUUGUGUCUGUCUGUCUGUGGCAGCCCCCACACAGCCUUUCUGUGCUUUCUUUGGGAAUUUAAAUAAAAUGUGAACGGGCGACCCCCGGGUA
Molecule: messenger RNA, 1241 nt
Organism: Erpetoichthys calabaricus (reedfish)
Lineage: Eukaryota; Metazoa; Chordata; Cladistia; Polypteriformes; Polypteridae
Product: caspase-6-like
Exons: 8
Coding region: 99-1001 (300 amino acids)
Biological process (GO): apoptotic process; proteolysis
Cellular component (GO): cytoplasm
Source: RefSeq, a predicted model, not a curated record